Nerophis lumbriciformis (worm pipefish) is the source of this 4971-nucleotide messenger RNA. It is a transcript of the gene nrcama, whose product is annotated as neuronal cell adhesion molecule a. Gene Ontology annotation, biological process: brain development; axon guidance; cell-cell adhesion. The record is from RefSeq and is a predicted model, not a curated record. NCBI's taxonomy places the organism in Eukaryota, Metazoa, Chordata, Actinopteri, Syngnathiformes, Syngnathidae. Gene Ontology annotation, cellular component: axon; plasma membrane. Gene Ontology annotation, molecular function: cell-cell adhesion mediator activity.
GGACACCCUGGCCGCGGCUGGACAACACCUCCCUCUUUUCGGCGUCAUCACCGGCAUUAGAGCGCCUAUAUCCCGGGGCGAAGGGACGACGAGAACCGCCGCCGUGCAGCACACAGGGUAAAAGCAGGACAGCAUGGACUUCCAGCUGAGCAUUGGAGCUCUUCUCAUGACGCUCCUGAGUCACAUGACGUCAGCGCUGGAAGUGCCUCUUGACCCAAAAGUCCUGGAAGGAUUGCCGCAGCCCCCGACAAUAACGCUCCAGUCCCCCAAGGACUACAUUUUUGACCCCCGGGAGAACAUCGUCAUCCACUGUGAAGCCAAGGGGAAGCCUCACCCCAGCUUUUCGUGGACAAGAAACGGAACCCAUUUCGAUGUGGAGAAAGACUCCAAAGUUCUGAUGAAGCCCGGCUCAGGGACUCUGGUCAUAGACAUCAGCGGUGAGAAGGCCGAGGCCUACGAGGGGACGUACCAGUGUACAGCCCACAACGAUCACGGCACGGCUGUGUCCAACAACAUCGUCAUCAGACAGUCCAGGUCCCCCUUGUGGUCGAAGGAAAGAAUUGAGGCCAUCACCGUGCAGCUGGGGAUCUCCCUGGUGCUACAAUGCCGACCCCCGGCCGGGCUGCCCCCUCCCGUCAUAUUUUGGAUGGAUAACAAUUUCCAGAAGCUGCCGCUGGACAAACGAGUGUCCCAGGCCCUGAAUGGAGACUUGUACUUCUCCAAUGUCCUGGCUGAGGACACCAGGAAUGACUACAUCUGCUACGCCCGCUUCCCACAUACACAAACCAUUCAGCAGAAGCAGCCCAUCUCUGUCACAGUGCAGGAGAUAGAUACAAUGAAUGAGACUGUGGCUGCUUUGUACAAUGUCACUACCUUUAGUGCCAACCCAGCAAGAGAGCAGCGCCCAGGCUUCUUGACGCCUUUGGGCGCCACCAGCACCAAAUUGGUUCUACGGGGCGAGACCCUGGAGCUGGAAUGCAUCGCGGAGGGCUUGCCCACUCCAGACAUGUCGUGGCAGAAAGACGGAGGAGAGCUGCCCACCAGCAGAGUCUCCUUCCUCAACUACAAGAAAACUCUAAAGAUUUCCGACGUCGGUGAAGCCGACGCCGGCGACUACACCUGCACGGCCACGAAUCGCCUGGGCACGGCAGACCACAUCAUUAAGGUCACCGUCAAAGCUGCUCCUUUCUGGAUCAGCGCUCCCAGGAACCUGAUCCUCGCUCCUAAUGAAACCGGCAUCUUGACUUGUCGAGUCAGUGGAGACCCCAAACCGGAAAUAAGAUGGUUUGUCAAUGGGAUCCUCUUAGAGAAUGCCCCAGAGGACCACACCCGCAAGGUGGAGGACGACACCGUGAUUCUCAGCAACGUGCAGUCCGGAUCCAGCGCCGUUUAUCAGUGUAACGCAUCCAACGAAUUUGGCUACCUGAUCGCCAAUGCGUUUGUGAACGUUCUUGCUCAGCCCCCGAGGGUCCUCACCCCCCCCAACCAAGUGUACCAAGUCAUCACCAACAGCCCCGCUUUGCUGGACUGUGCUACUUUUGGCUCGCCGAUACCAACCAUCACGUGGUUCAAAGACGGUAAGACCAGCGUUAAGAGCGGAGACCCCUAUGUGAUCCACGAGAACGGUACCUUGGAGAUCAACGUGGCCCAGUCGCAGAACAGCGGGAAGUACACGUGCAUCGCCACCAACAACCUGGGCAUCAAGGAGAACCACGUCUUCCUGGAGGUUAAAGAGCCAACGCGCAUCCUAAAGCAGCCUGAAUACAAAGUGGUGCAGAGAGGCAUGAGCGCCGUUUUUGAGUGUAAGGUCAAACACGACCCCUCCCUCGUCCCCACCAUGACCUGGCUGAAGAACAACGGCGAGCUGCCGGAUGACGAGAGGUUUGAGGUGGACACAGACAGUCUGGUCAUCAAAGACGUGAUGGAUGAAGACGAGGGCACGUACACCUGCAUCAUGAACACCAGCCUGGACCAGGACUCAGCCAGCGCCAUGCUGACUGUCGUCGAGGCUACUCCUACUCCAGCUAUUGUCUACGAGAAACCUGACCCAGCCACUGACCUGGAACUCACCGACCAGACUGAAAGGAGUGUUCAGCUCACUUGGAUCCCAGGAGAUGAACACAACAGCCCCACACAAAAGUUUCUGAUCCAAUAUGAGGAUUUGCUGCACCAGCCAGGCGUCUGGGUCAACAUGACGGAGGUCCCCGGUACGAGCACGACUGCACACCUCAACCUGUCACCUUUCAUCUACUACUCCUUCCGUGUACUGGCCAAGAACCAGGUUGGCUACAGCCAACCCAGCCAGGCGUCACGCCAAUACCGAACCAACCCUGCUGCCCCUGAUGACAAUCCAUCAGACGUUCAUGGCGAGGGAACAGAACCUGGCAACCUUGUCAUCUCCUGGAGAUCGCUAACAGGAUUUCAGUCUAACGGCCCUGGUCUGGAGUACAAAGUCCUAUGGAGGCAGAAGGAUGUUGAUCAAGAGUGGUCUUCCACAACAGUGGCCAACGUCACACAGGUGGUCGUGACCGGAACUCCUAUCUUUGCACCCUACGAGAUCAAGGUCCAAUCUCUGAACGACUACGGCAGCGGGCCGGAAGCUGAAGUAAUCAUCGGGUACUCUGGGGAAGAUUUGCCUACAUCUGCGCCUGACGGCGUUCUGGUCAUGGUUCACAACAGCACCCUGGCAGAAGUGCACUGGGAGCCGGUGUCCGCUCACUCAAUCAGGGGGAAACUGAAGGGAUACAAGGUAUAUUACCGGCGUGAGCGAGGCUUGCACAAGACCGAGGAGGAGGCAGAUCAAGAAUCUCAAGACCAGGUUGUGACCUUCAGCGGGAAUAAUACUGAGGGCUCUCUGCCGGGCCUCCAACCCUACAGCCUGUACAACCUCUUCAUCAGAGUCCUGAAUAGCAAAGGAGAAGGUCCUCCUAGUCCAGAUAAGCAGUUUGAGACACCAGAGGGAGUUCCAGGCCCUCCUUCCUUUCUCAAUGUCUUGAACCCCAGUUUGGACUCUCUCACUCUGGAAUGGGGCCCGCCGCUAAACAACAAUGGACGCCUUAUUGGAUACUCUCUCAAAUACCAGCCAGUCAACAACACCGUUGAAAUGGGGCCGGUCAAGAUGAUGGAAUUUCCGGUCAACGAGACGACCGUGACUCUGGACAACCUGAACUCUAGCGUGCUGUACAAGUUUGACUUAAGUGCAAAGACGAUCAAAGGAGCCGGGGCCAGCACCACAAGAGAGGCGUCCACCGUCAUGGAAACAACUCAUACUGGUCCCACUAUAGAGGCGGGUAAAGGCCCCACAGAAGCGACUACUCCCGUCACUCAGUCUCCCACACUUCACAAGGCGCCCUCUGUAGGCCCCGUGUUUGGCACGUUUAACACUUCAGUGUCCGAGGAGGGUGCGGUGAUCAGUUGGGAAUACUUCGGACCCCAUAAGAACGUUUAUGUGGAAUACACGGUGGAAAACAGCAAAGAGGACUGGAAAAAGGAGUCGGUAAACGGCUCGCACUCGCACGUAUUAAAAGGCUUAAAGCCAGGGACGUCCUAUAAGGUGCGCGUGGUAGCUCGAGACCCGGCCGGGCCGACGCUCCACAGCACCAAGGAGGAGGUGGUUACGGUGCCAGCCGUGCCCAGUCGCCACGUGGACAUCGCCACCCAGGGCUGGUUCAUCGGACUGAUGUGCGCCAUCGCUCUUCUCAUCCUGGUGCUCCUCAUCGUCUGCUUCAUCAAGAGGAACAAGGGCGGCAAAUAUCCAGUGAAAGAGAAAGAAGAAGCCCACCAGGACCCAGAGAUCCAGCCCAUGAAGGAGGACGAUGGCACAUUCGGAGAAUACAGCGACACCGAGGACCACAAGCCGCUGAAGGGCAGCCGGACGCCGUCCAACGGCACGGUGCGCCGCGACGAGAGCGACGACAGCCUGGUGGACUACGGCGAGGGCGGCGACGGGCAGUUCAACGAGGACGGCUCCUUCAUCGGCCAGUACAGCGGCAAGAAGGAGAAGGACACGCACGAGGGCAACGAGAGCUCCGAGGCGCCGUCGCCCGUCAACGCCAUGAACUCCUUUGUCUAACCUGCGCCGCGGGGGGGGUUGCCGUGGCGCACCGUAACUUUGGACCGCCGUGGUGGUCGCCCUGGCGACCGAGGGUGGCCGCCGUCACCCCGUUGCACCCUCCGCCUGCUCCUGCUCGCAAAGACAGACGGACACCACAGUCCAGACGGUGGAGGCUGAAGGAGCGACUCUUGAGAGGAAGCAAUAUAGAAAAGGAAUGUAUCAAGAGUGUCGGCCCUGUGUGUGUGUGUGUGUGUGUGUGUGUGUGUGUGUGUGUGUGUGUGUGUGUGUGUGUGUGUGUGUUCUGGCAAUGCUUACUUAAUGGGGGACAUCGCUCUGUUUACACAGUCACCUUUAGGGGACCUCUGAUGGUAUGGGGACAAAAAAACAGGCAUACUUGCCAACCCUCCCGAUUUUCCCGGGAGACUCCCGAAUUUCAGUGCCCCUCCCGAAAAUCUCCGGGGGCAACCAUUCUCCCGAAUUUCUCCCGAUUUCAACAAUAUUAGCAUCCUCUCUCACCUGAAACCUUCACCCCUUAACAGCCUCAUGCUGUCCAGGCGUCCGCUUUUCCUCAAUAUAAACAGCGUGCCGGCACAUUCACAUAAUAAUGUAGCGUUAGAUGGUUGACAAGACUCUGCAGCAUCGCGUGGACAUCGGGGGCGGUACCUCUGGAUUGGCAGACCGGGGUGGUGGUUCCUCUCUUUAAGAAGGGGAACCGGAGGGUGUGUUCUAACUAUCGUGGGAUCACACUCCUCAGCCUUCCCGGUAAGGUCUAUUCAGGUGUACUGGAGAGGAGGCUACGCCGGAUAGUCGAACCUCGGAUUCAGGAGGAACGGUGUGGUUUUCGUCCUGGUCGUGGAACUGUGGACCAGCUCUAUACUCUCGGCAGGGUCCUUGAGGGUGCAUGGGAGUUUGCCCAA